AUGGGUAGCGAUCUUGGGUGCCAAAGCCAACAACAUCAAAGAGACCAAAACGACAAAGUACUGGGCGUGAAGGUUAGCGGCCGGAGACAGGAUUUCUCAAUUGCCCGACCACAUUAUGCAUCACAUCAUUCUCUUUUUGGGCUUCCUAACAUUGGAUUGGAGUUUUCUGAGAAAGAAGACAGGGAAAACAAAUUCAUCAAUUUUGUCCAUAAUUCUUUGUCUGGUGUCAAUGAGCUUGAUAUCAUUUUUACAGUACUGCCUCGUGAUUAUACUGAUCUUGAUUUACCGCAAGCCUUAUUCUCUGCCAAAACCUUAACUGAGUUUGAAGACCUUAUUUCCAAUCUUCCUUUCCUUCGAAUCUUGUACUUGAAUACAACGAAUGGCGAUCGGUUGAAGAGGGUGAAGGUUUCGAGUCAAAGACUUGUGAAGUUAAAACUUAUCACCUCGCUGGAAGCCAUCGUCAUUGAUGCUCCAAACUUACACACCUUCAAAUAUGCUGCAAGUACAACUCCAUCUGUGGUUUCGGUGUACCCAUCGAGGCUAGUGAAAGCUACUUACCAAUUGUAUACACCAAUAGCUGGGAUGAACGCAAGCUUUUUUCUCAAACUAAGGGAAAUUGUCGAGUAUUUCAAGCAGGUCGAACGUUUCACAUUGCGUCUCUCCAUUGGCCAUUUCUCUUUUCUCCGUCUGCAUUUUGAUCAUAUCUUCAUUCCUUCAUUCCUUCAUUUCCUUGUAUCCCUAAUAUGA
Molecule: messenger RNA, 747 nt
Organism: Dovyalis caffra
Lineage: Eukaryota; Viridiplantae; Streptophyta; Magnoliopsida; Malpighiales; Salicaceae
Source: the annotation of a GenBank genome assembly